Messenger RNA from Zasmidium cellare ATCC 36951, 1914 nucleotides. RefSeq lists its product as uncharacterized. The record is from RefSeq and is a predicted model, not a curated record. The transcript has 4 exons. The coding region runs from base 1 to 1914 and encodes 637 amino acids. Lineage: Eukaryota; Fungi; Ascomycota; Dothideomycetes; Mycosphaerellales; Mycosphaerellaceae.
AUGCGGUUCCCCCUCCGCGGAGACAAGUCCGAAGCAGAGUCCUGGACAUUCUUGCGAUCACUUUGGGGUAGACAGGAACUUCGCGGAACAGUCUGCUGCGAGUGUCGCGAGGCGAUUGAUAUUGACAAGGCGUUUGCACGCACGUUCAGCCUUGUUGAUAAGAUCAGGGGCAAAUCACCCGCUCUUCCAUGUGCAAAAGAGGUAGAAGCACCCCAAGUGCAGCGCACCAUACAGAUCUUCCACCGACAUCUGGAGUGUCUUUACAAGACCACGCCAUUCGUGGCCAUCUCCCACGUCUGGGGGCGACCAAUUGCCAAGCUCCAACACAAGCGCAAGCAGAGUGAUGUGUCCACAGUCGAAGUCGAAACCCUUGUGCGGAGUCUUCCUGCACAGAUUGCUGUUGCUUUGGAAGAUGGGUUGCCUGCUGGAGAGAAGCCGUUCGAAAUAUGGCACGACUACAUUUCUGUGCCGCAGUGGUCAAACAAGGUGAAGACGGCAAUCAUCCUCAAGAUCUCUGAGCUUAUCAAGCGGGCGAAGAUGACCGUGGUCUAUCUCAAUGAUGUCGAUCCCUCUGCUUUCGACGCCAUGCGCUCGGGUGCAUCCAAAGAGGAGCGUUGCCGGGGCAUCGGUCAAAUCUGCGAUGCGGAAUGGUACAGUCGAAUGUGGACGACAAUGGAGCACACGGAGAGCGCCAACAUGAUGGUCUUAGCCAAAGGAUUCAGGCCCGUCGCGCCGGAUGGAUUUGGUCGUGCGCUGAUUGAGGAGCUCAAAGACCGUUGGCGAGACGAGUCGAGGGCCCAUGGCAGCGGUCGGGAGCUGGAAGAGAUUGUCUGGGCCAACAAAGGUUUGGUGCCAUGGACCUUGGGCACAAUCGACUCGAUUCGCUCCGGUGCAUUGGCAGGCAGGCGACCAAAUUUUGGCCAUGUUCAUGGAGAUCUUUCAUGGAGAAGAGUGACCGUGCCGAAAGACUUUUUCUAUGCCUUUGAGGGUAUGCUCAAGACUGGAUACCAGCUCGGGACGGCGAUUGAGCGCAAUCCAAAAGACGUAAUGCAUGGGAUGGCAAUGCGUGCGAUCCUUUCAGGCGACCUUAGCCCUCUCUUCAUGGUUCCUGCUCAUGCUAAGACAGGAUUCCAUCUGGGCAGGGGCUAUGUCGAUCACAACACUUGGGGCCUGGACGCCGAAGACAAACCGCAUGAAUGCACAACGAUCAAGCCAGGCACCGGCCCACGACAAGUCGUGGUGUCGGCCGAGGAGGUUGGAGUGUUCUGGUACGCCAGGCGCUUCCAUUGGGUCGGCCAUACCCUAGGUGCUUCUAUCAGGAUGGCCCUGGAUGCUUCUGGUCUGGACGUCGACGCCUACGUGGAUACACAUGGGGUACGUCUGUACGGACAAAACAGAGACGCUAUCCAGAUGCGCCUCGCCCAGGAUGGCCGACGCAGUCAACUUCGGGAGCAGCUUUGCCAAUUCUACGACAACAUCGAAGGACCCCACAACGGUCCUAUCGUAGAUCGAAUUGCCGAUUUGAUCGACUUGUCCAAUACGUCGCUCGGAGGAGCAUAUGGAGUAGCAGCAACACCCAUCGGUACCCUUGAAUACCAUGGAAACACCCUUCACCAUGGAAAGGCAGGUGCCAUUGUAGGAAUGAAAUGCAUGAAGUGUCAGCGCAUAUUCUUAUUGCGCAUACUUUUGUAUCAGCCAAUCUCGACAUUACUAGGCGUAAAAGCUUACCGCAUACCGGGCCUGAAGUAUCGAUACUCGCAUGCAGGAGGUAUGGGAAUAUUGUUGAUAAGACAUAAGAUUGUGGGACGGUUCGUUUGGGGAACACCGACAUGUGCUUGCCCAAAGAUGACGGAGAUCGAGGUCGCCAUAGACGACCUGCCUAUGCCGAGACCCAACAACAGCAGAUAUAAAUAG